AUGGCACACAGCAAGCGCAACACAUCUCGCAGUGUCUUCACCUCUCAUGAGCGUGACAUCGCUAAGGCCGCAUGGUCCUCGACCUCUGCGCGACUGACUAGGGACUCAUUCCUUCCGUUUGGCUCGUGCUACCUCUGCCUAGAGAUAGCUAGGGAUCCGGUGUCUUGUAGCCACGGCGAUAUUUUCUGUCGAGAAUGUGCUGUUGCGAAUCUCCUGGCACAAAAAAAGGAGAUUAAACGUUUGGAUCGGGCACGGGAGAAAGCUGAGCAAGAAUAUCUCGAGGCUCAGGCUCGCCAGGACGCCGAAGCUCAAGAGCGUACCGUCACAGAAUUUGAGAUGAUACAAGCGGGGAUUGUCCCCUCGCUCUUGUCUGCAUCUUCAAUGUCAGCUUCCAGAUCGACCACAACCGAUGCUGAUACAAUUGCCGAUGAGUCCACAGCAAAACAGGGUACGAAACGGAAGUUCGUUUUGGACCAAGUCGAGUUGGAAAGAAUAGCGAAUGAAGAUCGCAUCAAAGCCAAAAAGUCGAUUCAAGACGAAAAAAUCUCUAAGAAGUCUCUGCCAUCAUUCUGGACUCCUUCCCAGACUCCAGACGCCGAUGCAGCCCGCAAAGCAACAGAUAAACUAAAAAAGCUCAAAUUAACUCCUGUUUGCCCUGCCUCGCCUGAAGAACUUCAGCAUCCCUACUCCCUCAAGAGCCUGAUUCGGCUAAAUUUUAAAGAAGAGACUGACCCUCAAACGAAAGGCACUCGGCGUGUUUGUCCUUCUUGCCUGAAGAUCCUUGGAAAUGCCUCAAGACCUCAGCUUGCCGAGAAAUGUGGCCACAUCAUAUGCAGAAGUUGUGCCGCAAAGUUCAUGUUAUUGGAGAAGGAUAACCAUGCUUUGCAGCAGGAGAACGCUUGCUAUGUCUGCGAUGCGAGGCUUGCGUCCAAGGAUAUAAACGAGAAGCAAAAAAAAUCCAAGGGAGAGUUUGUUGGACUGAUCGAACUUCGAUCUGAUGGCACUGGUUUCUCUGCGCGUGGUGCAAACAAGGUUGAGAAGAGCGGGGUGGCUGCUUUCCAAUGCUGA
Messenger RNA from Colletotrichum truncatum, 1068 nucleotides. Its product is annotated as ring finger domain-containing protein. NCBI's taxonomy places the organism in Eukaryota, Fungi, Ascomycota, Sordariomycetes, Glomerellales, Glomerellaceae. The record is from RefSeq and is a predicted model, not a curated record. Gene Ontology annotation, cellular component: nucleus. Gene Ontology annotation, molecular function: ubiquitin protein ligase activity.